This is a messenger RNA of Lathyrus oleraceus (garden pea), 2357 nucleotides long. RefSeq names its product TITAN-like protein. The coding region runs from base 424 to 1761 and encodes 445 amino acids. The transcript is spliced from 8 exons. The record is from RefSeq and is a predicted model, not a curated record. Lineage: Eukaryota; Viridiplantae; Streptophyta; Magnoliopsida; Fabales; Fabaceae.
UUUAGUUUUAAUAAUGAUUUGAAAGCCAAAAACGACAAAACUCAACAGCUCCGUGCCGCUUAACUUCGCCCUCGUAAACAAAUUGGGGUCGCGCUGAACCUAACUUUCCGGCAAAGCUCAGUCGGAGUUUUCAUCUUCCGUCGGAAAUAGUGAUAAACUCCAUCCAGGUUUUCCUUUAGAUAUUUAUUUUAUACUUAAGGAUUUUCGUCUCCUUGUUGCGCGCUCGUGAUGCAAUUCCACCCUGAUUUGCGGCCGCGAUUGCCGCUCCUGCAAGCGCACCGAUGAUUGAAUUGCAUCAUAGAAGAGCUCCACUCCGCACUGCAAUUCUGCGAUUUUCGCUUGCUAUUGACAUUAUAGUUCAGGAUACUUGAAAUAGAGGAACCAUUGUUCGUUUUGGGAAUACUGAGAGAGAAUCCAUUGAUAAUGAGGGAGCAAUCUGAUAACAGGAGUGCCAAGCCUAAAACAGGCACAAAGGAGAAGAAGAAAAUUGAGUUUGAGUUCUGCAAGAUCUGCAAUAUAAAUUACAACCAAGGUAUCCGCCACAAGUACUUCCCUAAACACAAAAUAUCCCUUUCCACCUUCCUCUCUCGCUUCCAAAGUAAACUCUCCGAUGUUCGCUCCUUCCUCAAAACACCUACCCCUCUCAGUCCUCAGCUUGCUUCCCGUAAUUGCUUCUGGUGUGUUUUCUGUGACCAAGAUAUCAACGAGCUUGAUAGUUCCUUUGCUUGUGAAAGUGCUAUUCAUCACCUGGCAAGCGUGGAACAUGUGAAUAAUUUGAAGCACUUCUUUUGGAAAUACGGUGGCGCCAUGGAUCAGCUGGACUUGUUUAAAGUUUCUGAUAAUGACGUUGCGAAGUGGGAAAAGAGGUGUGCGGCCCUUAAAAAAGAAGCUUCAUUGCAAAGUGAGGGAAGUCCUGGAGCAGUUUUUGGACCUUCAAGUGAUAUCCAUAAUCAAUUGAACAGUGGAAAUAUUGAUAGUUUUGAAAAUAUUUAUUCCCAUUCUAUGAAAUCAUAUCCAUCAAAUGUUGUUUUGCCUUUACACUGCCACACGAAUAAGUAUCAGGUAUCCUCUUCAGGCCACUCUGGAGUUGGCAAUACUGGCCUAUUAGAUAUUGAUAAGUCUUCUUUACCUUCGGAAGCGGGCUCUAGUGCAAAUCCCCUUGCUUUGCAGGAUUUUGCAGUUGGAAGGAGUAGCCAUUCUCUCCCUUGUAAUGGUGGGCAAUGGUCAAGUGAUGGCUACACGAGCAAUAAAGUGCAGCUUCUUGAUAAUGGAAAAGUGGUCAACAAUGAGAGCAGUCAGCAAGGUAUACAGAUGCUCACCCGAAUCUCUAUUGUGCCUGCUGAAAAUAGUGGUGGAAAUGUUCAUUCUGGAGCACCACCACCUUGGUUUGAAACAACUGAGGGAGUUCCGAUACAUUCUAAGCCUGUUUCAAGAGACCUUGUCUCCCAGUUAAACAAGUCAGGGAAGCACAAAAAGUUGAAUCCUAAACGAGUUGGAGCUGCUUGGGCCGAAAAGAGAAAGAUUGAAAUGGAGAUGGAAAAGAGAGGGGAGAUUGUGAGGAACGAAUGCGAUCCCAACUGGCUUCCUAAUUUUGGUAGAGUUUGGCAAUCUGGUAGCAGAAGAGAAUCAAGAAAAGAAUUUGAAAAGGAGAAACAAGAGUUGUUAAAUGUUGAAACUCAAUCUGAGCUGCCAAUCAAGAUACAACCAUAUGUUAGCAAAAGAAUGCGGAUGGAUAGUGACGUUGAGCAUGCAAGUGGGUGAAAUUUCUGUUGAGCAAACAUGUUGGGGGAAUCAUCUUUAAUGUAUAUAUGCAUUUAGUAUCUUUUACAUUGGAGACUUAACACAAUGAAACACGAUGCAUUUAGCAUCUCUUACACUCUGCAGAUUGACCCACCACUUCAACAAUGGUUCAGUAAAAAUAUGUACAUCAUCAGUACAUGCAUUAAGCAUUUACUGAGAGAUGUUGCUCUACAUCAAUGACUGUGAUCAUAGGGAAUCCAUUGUACAUUUUAAGUGAUAUCCUUUUUAUUCACUGUCAACUAGUGGGACUAGAAGGUUGUGGAGGUAAAGUUUGCUUAUAAAUAACCUGCAAUAGGUUGAGUGCUGUCUGAAUCCUGCCAUGACGGUAGCUUUAUAGCACCCAGAUGAUUAAGCACAAUUUUUGAGCAAUUGCUAAAUGUUUAAUUAGUUUUUAAACCCGUUUAUGUAUCCAUAGUAGUGUGCAGUACCUAGCUUCGAGAAGUUAAGCUGCAUUUGUCUUUCUUUGAAGUUGUUCCUUUUCUGUAAUACUUUUUCCGGGCCUUGCCUCGGAUCUUGAAGAUCGGUUAAUUCUAAAAAUUAUUCAGCAUUUUGUUUCA